This is a messenger RNA of Orussus abietinus, 1020 nucleotides long. It is a transcript of the gene Smn, whose product is annotated as survival motor neuron protein 1. The transcript is spliced from 6 exons. Gene Ontology annotation, molecular function: RNA binding. Gene Ontology annotation, cellular component: nucleus; cytoplasm. Gene Ontology annotation, biological process: mRNA processing. Lineage: Eukaryota; Metazoa; Arthropoda; Insecta; Hymenoptera; Orussidae. The coding region runs from base 234 to 1004 and encodes 256 amino acids. The record is from RefSeq and is a predicted model, not a curated record.
CGUUCAAUCGGGACGCAGACAUAUCAAUUGAUUGUUAACAAUUGUUAAUCUGUCUUGUUUUUUUAAAAAUACAAGCAAGUGAAUUUGUACCAAAAGCUAUUUUUUGUGGCAAAACUUAUCGCGAACACGGUGUCGUGAGAUUAUAAAUUGAAAAUACACGAUUCAAUUAAAAAACUGACAAUUUACGCUUCUGGAUCCGCUGCUUCUAUCAACAAAUAUAUCUUUACAUUGAAAUGGCAGAUGAGAAUGUCUUAUUUGUAAGAGGAAGUAAUGAUAAAAGUAGCGGUUCGGAAGAGGAUGUUUGGGAUGAUACUGUGCUUAUAAAAGCGUACGACAAAGCUGUAAAUUUAGCUAAGGAGACAGCAGCUAAACGAAUGGGAAUCAAACCACAAAAUCCUGUCACAAAACACACUGGUAAACAGAAAUCACAAACUAAUAAGACACCAAAGAAUACAAACAAGGUGUGGGUUACAGGGUCUCCGUGCCGUGCAGUGUAUUCCGAAGACCAAGAAGUUUACGAGGCCAUAAUAACAAAUAUACAUGACGAUCAUAAAACGUGUACCAUUAAAUUUAUAGGAUAUGGUAAUACACAGACAGUGGAACUUGAUUCACUUUUAGAAUCAGAAGGCUUGGAAAGUCAAAUACUUCAGCAAAAAGAAGCACUAGCAGGUGCAAGUAAUCAGAAUGGGACAGAGUCUGCUUCAAAUUAUCCAUAUCAUUCAAAAGACACUAAUGGCACAUGUGGAGAAAAGAUGGAUUGUGACACGGAAGACUCGAAAGUGUUCAAAAACAUUUUUUCUAACCCCACUCAGUCUGUUAGUCCGAUGUUGGGUUUGAUGCCACCUCCUCCGCCAAUGCCACCACAAAUGAUGGCUAGAUUACCGGAAAACGAUGCGGAUGCUCUCUCCAGCAUGUUAAUGUCAUGGUAUAUAAGUGGCUUUCAUACAGGAUAUUAUCACGGCUUAAAGCAAGCUAAAAAUAAAGAGAAAAUGAGUAAACAAUAAACGAUCUACUUUUGAA